Protobothrops mucrosquamatus (brown spotted pit viper) is the source of this 3605-nucleotide messenger RNA. It is a transcript of the gene HK1, whose product is annotated as hexokinase 1. The record is from RefSeq and is a predicted model, not a curated record. The transcript is spliced from 18 exons. Gene Ontology annotation, biological process: intracellular glucose homeostasis; glycolytic process; glucose 6-phosphate metabolic process. Lineage: Eukaryota; Metazoa; Chordata; Lepidosauria; Squamata; Viperidae. Gene Ontology annotation, molecular function: fructokinase activity; glucokinase activity; ATP binding. The coding region runs from base 16 to 2769 and encodes 917 amino acids. Gene Ontology annotation, cellular component: cytosol; mitochondrion.
CCAUCAGAUUGCAGGAUGAUCGCUGCUCAGCUGCUGGCUUAUUAUUUCACCGAAUUAAAAGAUGACCAGGUCAAAAAGAUUGAUAAAUAUCUAUAUGCCAUGCGGCUGUCGGAUGAAACUUUGCUGGAUAUUAUGGGUCGCUUCAGGAAUGAAAUGAAGAAUGGCCUCUCUAGGGAUUUUAACGCAACAGCCAGUGUAAAGAUGCUGCCUACCUUUGUAAGGUCUAUUCCUGAUGGCUCAGAGAAAGGAGAUUUCAUUGCUCUGGAUCUUGGUGGCUCUUUCUUCCGAAUUUUGAGAGUAAAAGUCUCACACGAGAAAAAGCAGAUGGUGCAAAUGGAAACUGAGAUUUACGAAACGCCAGAAGAUAUUACGCACGGCAGUGGCACACGGCUUUUUGAUCAUGUUGCUGAAUGUCUGGGAGACUUCAUGGAGAAACAAGAAAUUAAGGACAAGAAAUUACCUGUUGGGUUCACAUUUUCAUUCCCAUGUAGGCAAUCUAAACUAGAUGAGGGUGUUCUGAUUACCUGGACAAAACGUUUCAAAGCAAGUGGUGUCGAAGGAGCUGACGUAGUGAAUCUCUUAAACAAAGCCAUCAAGAAACGUGGGGAUUAUGAUGCGGACAUCAUGGCAGUGGUUAAUGACACUGUUGGGACAAUGAUGACCUGUGGAUUUGAUGACCAGCGUUGCGAAGUUGGCUUAAUUAUCGGGACUGGUACAAAUGCCUGCUAUAUGGAGGAAAUGAGGCACAUUGAUCUGGUGGAAGGUGAUGAAGGCCGCAUGUGCAUCAACACCGAAUGGGGUGCAUUUGGAGAUGAUGGCUUAUUAGAAGACAUCCGGACUGAAUUUGACAGAGAGAUUGAUCGGGGUUCCCUUAAUCCUGGGAAGCAACUAUUUGAAAAGAUGGUCAGUGGAAUGUACAUGGGUGAACUUGUCAGGCUUAUCCUUGUAAAAAUGGCCAAAGAAGGUCUCCUUUUUGAGGGGCGAAUCACUCCUGAACUUUUGACCAAAGGGAAAUUGGAAACUAAGGAUGUUUCUGCCAUAGAGAAGAGCAAGGAAGGUUUGCAUAAAGCCAAAGACAUACUAACACGUCUUGGGGUUGAGCCUUCCCAUGAAGACUGCAUCGCUGUCCAGCACGUGUGCACCAUUGUGUCGUUCCGCUCUGCAAACUUGGUGGCAAGUACUCUGGGUGCUAUCCUGAGUCAGCUGCGAGACAAUAAAGGAGUUGGCCGGCUGCGCACCACGGUGGGGGUGGACGGAUCCCUUUACAAGAUGCAUCCGCAAUAUGCCAGGCGCCUGCACAAAAUGGUGCGACGCUUAGUGCCUGAUUCCGAUGUGCGUUUCUUGCUCUCUGAGAGUGGCAGCGGAAAGGGGGCGGCCUUCGUGACCGCAGUAGCUUAUCGGCUGGCAGAGCAGCACCGGUUGAUUGCAGAGACCCUGGCAGAAUUCAAGCUCACCAACGAACAGCUGCUUCAGGUGAAGAAGCGGAUGAGGAUCGAGAUGGAGGCCGGCCUCAAGAAGAAGUCACACGACCAUGCCAAGGUCAAGAUGCUGCCCACCUUUGUCCGCAGCACCCCUGAUGGGACAGAGAAUGGAGACUUCCUGGCUCUGGAUCUUGGUGGGACAAAUUUCCGUGUUUUGCUGGUGAAGAUCCGAAGUGGCAAAAGAAGGAUGGUAGAAAUGCACAAUAAAAUAUAUUCAAUCCCUGUAGAAGUUAUGCAGGGGACUGGAGAUGAGCUGUUCGAUCACAUUGUCACCUGCAUUUCGGACUUCCUGGAUUACAUGGGAAUAAAAGGAGCUUGCCUCCCUCUGGGCUUUACGUUUUCUUUCCCCUGCAAACAGACCAGCCUAGAUUGUGGUAUCCUUUUGAAUUGGACCAAGGGCUUUAAGGCUACUGACUGUGAAGGAGAGGAUGUUGUUAAUUUACUAAGAGAUGGAAUUAAAAGAAGAGAGGAAUUUGAACUGGAUGUUGUGGCUGUAGUGAAUGAUACAGUUGGAACUAUGAUGACUUGUGCCUAUGAAGAUCCGAAUUGUGAAAUAGGACUCAUUGUGGGAACUGGGAGCAAUGCCUGCUACAUGGAGGAAGCCAGAAAUGUUGAAAUGGUGGAGGGAGACCAGGGCAGGAUGUGUGUGAACAUGGAAUGGGGUGCCUUUGGGGACAGCGGAUGCCUAGAUGAUAUCAGGACAAUCUAUGACAAAGCUGUGGAUGAAUAUUCACUAAAUAGUGGCAAGCAAAGGUAUGAGAAGAUGAUCAGUGGAAUGUAUUUAGGGGAAAUUGUCCGUAACAUUUUGAUUGACUUCACAAAAAGAGGAUUCCUCUUCAGAGGUCAAAUUUCAGAAACACUGAAAACUAGGGGCAUUUUUGAAACCAAGUUUCUUUCACAGAUUGAGAGCGAUAGGUUAGCGUUGCUUCAGGUCCGUACCAUCCUCCAGCAGCUUGGCCUGAAUAGCACUUGCGAUGACAGUAUAAUUGUGAAGGCAGUAUGCGGAGCUGUGUCGCGGAGAGCAGCUCAGCUGUGUGGCGCUGGAAUGGCUGCUGUUGUAGAUAAAAUAAGGGAGAACAGAGGCUUGGAGCAUCUGGACGUAACCGUGGGCGUAGAUGGCACACUAUACAAACUUCAUCCACACUUUUCAAAGUUCAUGCACAAAACAGUAAAGGAUCUGGCACCCAAAUGCAACGUGACAUUCCUGCUUUCGGAAGACGGCAGCGGCAAAGGAGCCGCCCUCAUCACUGCGGUGGGAUGCCGAUUGCGCGAUGCAGAGCACAACUGACCUCUGAUCCCUGGGCUGCUUAUGACUUCCAAGCACUUUCUUGACAAGCAGCAGUUCUGUAGUCUGAACUGGCGGGGAGAGCCCAGAAUUCACUGCUUGGUGGAAGAGUUGGGGUUUAAGGAAAAAAAAAGUAAAAUAAAAAAAUAGAAUGCUGAUUAAGUAUGCUGUUGCUGAUAAUAUCUUCCACUUGGGGUCCUUUUGUCUGCAUGUGUCUUUUUCUGGCCUAUUUAGUACAUUCCCCAUCUGUAGAUCAUGAAAAAAAAUUGGAUAAUUUAAACAAAUGUCAGGAAUUAAUUUAUGAUUUGAGGUUCUAAAAUUACAGCCAAAAAUUGACAUGAGCAAGAGCAGGUGGUGGUACCAUGUCAAGUAUAUAUUAUUUGAGGCUGCUACUGUGUCCACAUUAAACCAGUAUACCACCAACAGUGCUGAAUAUGAAACAAAUGCUUAUGCAAAAUGAAUGUAGCAAUUCCCACCUGAACUUUUCACCCAAUAUUGUUUUAUUCCCUCCUCACCCAUCUUGGAGUUUCCACAGCAGUCUGGUAGCAUCUGAAUUUUCUGGUCUUAGACUUCCCUUAAUGAUGUGAAUUUUCUUCUGUUUGCACUGAACCAAGGGAUGCACAGAUCAAUUAAUCAAUCAACCAGUACCUCUCCUCACUUGUCAAUUAUCACUGCUAUUUCUUUUAGCUUUGGUAAUCAAUGUCAAAAUUCCAAGUAAAGCACGAACCAUUUCAAAAGGCAAGUCUUUAUUAAUAAAAUCAAAGGUGAUCCAGAUCUCUAGUUCUAAGAAAUGCUUUUUGCCUUUAUAUUAGCUUUGCUAUUUUCCAGGUUUCUCCCUC